UGCGGGGAACAGGGUGGUGCAACUUGCUUUCUCUGAAAUAAAUUCAUAAGCGCACAAAAGCUGUAAAGUUUAGGCCGCAAUGGAGGUGAUGUCCCGUGCUACGGAGAGAAUCCACCUUUAUAUCUGGUCAAACUCACCAUGCAAGCAAAGAGAGGAAGCAAGUACAUUCGCAGGGUUGCCAUUUUGUUCGGGGAGUCCAAGACUGGAACCACGGCAACCCUGCUAAUGUAUUUGAUCUCUAUCUGUGCACGGACGGAGUGUUAGAAAAGAUAUGAAGGUGGACUUUCAAUGUAGUGUGGGAUGUUCUCUUCAUUACCGCCUGAACUUUAGAGAAUUUUCACAUCACACAAUGGAGGCUGCAACAGAUUACCCAGUUCAGCAUGUUUCGAGUGAAUAUAUUUAAAUUGAAAGAAAAUUAUUCUCGACAUGGAAACAGCAGGAAACAUGACGAAAACGUUCAUUAUUAUGUGAAGCUCUCAUACUCAUGGAUGGAUCUUUUCAUUUCAUUUUUCGGUUUCCAUGCCUUGAGGCAUUAUAUUGGUUGGAUAUUAGGAUGGUGCAUAAGCAAUUUGAACUAUUGUCUGAAGCAGUAUGUAGAAGAAUGGAAAAUUGGAGAUUUGUAGAAAAACAUUUAUUUUUAAAAUCGGUAAUUGAUAGCCUUUAGAACGAUUAUCUUAUUCGGAGACAACUGCAGAUUUGUAUAUUGUGUAGCAUUAAGGGAAUUUUUCUGACUUUGCCUGGGUUUUGCUCCACAAUUCUUAUCUCCAAAGUUACAAGUAGACUCCACGCCAAAUUUUUCACUGAGCAGAGCCAGUAAAAGGACGCAGCAGUCCCUCAAACCAAAUUCUUGGAAAAACACGAAUCUAUUUUCUUACUCUUUUUUGAUUGUUAUCAUAUCACACUUUUGAGAGGUGACACGGACGUAUUUUUUGGGACACACCACCAUAUUUUGCCUUUAAAAUUAUAUGAUGUCUAGUGAAAUGUGAGGGGUAUUUUGGUCCAUUGUUGCCAUUUUUGGCCGGUAUUUAGGAGAUUCUUUCAAAUUUUCUCUUGUAAAACUUGGCUUAACCUACUAAUAGUCUGCAUUCUUGAAAAGAUGUGCUGUAAUAUUCUCCUCUGUUGCAUGAUUAUCGAAAAAGAGUGACGAGAAAAAAUCGUCAAAAACGACAAAAAAAUGAAAAGUUAAAUGAGCCCUUUAGCCGAACUCUACCACAAACCAGUUAAAAUGAAAGUACUAAAUAAUAUAACUUUUCCGCCUGUAAGUAAAGAAUAUUUUUUUCCCAGGAGGAUCAGUCGAGCAAGCGAUUCAAAUCCUAGAAUUGUACGCGAACAUCGUUUCCCCAAGGUAGGACAUUCCAAUGCGUAGGAGGAGGAGUGGCCGGGGCUGUUGGCAUGUAGGACCGCCCCUCGAAAUAAUUGCUCCGCAACCUCCACUGCAACCUCAACCGCAACCUGAACAACCUCCACUGAAACCAGCACCUGCAUCGAUUCCUCCACAGGAGCCACGAUGUCUGGGAGAAAUAACAAUCAGUUCCGAAGAGGAGCCGCCAUCCACAGACACAUCGAGAACUGGAGAAAUAACAAUCAGUUCCGAAGAGGAGCCGCCAUCCACAGACACAUCAAGGACUGAUGCAGUAGAUUAAAUGGGAUGGCGGCUCUUCCUGCAGGGAGCCUGAUAACUAAGUGAGUUUUCAAUUUUUUGCCAGUACACUUAAAAAUUGUAUACGUAGUAAAUCAUUCCUGGAAGUAAAGGGUUUUUCCUUAAGAUUUUACUCUUCCUUCAGAUGCUUGAAAUAGGCAGCCUAGAACACAUGUCUUGAAAGAAAAUGCCAACUAUUUUCGUUCCUCAAUGAUUACUUUUAGACGGAAUUGAUGCUGUGCAAAAUUGUUUUACUUCUCUCUUACUGCCCUUUUUAAACAAUAUAUAUAUAUUUUUUUUUUAAAGUUAAUGGUCAUUUUGUUUACUUGCUAAUUAUAAUAUUCAGUUAUUAGUGUUUGCAUGCGUUAGUGAGUUGCUAGUGUAACACUGAUUUUUGUUCCUAUUUUCGGAAACUUGAAUGAAUUUCAUGCGCUCACAUAAACAAGCUCGUUCUUAGAGUAGGUAACAGUGCAAAUAUGGCAAAUUUCACUUGAGCCUUUCUUUAGUAUGUUCAACUCAUAUUUUGUACUUGUAUCCCCUUGAAAUACCAUUACGUUAGUGAGUCGACAGAGUAAUGCUGAUUUUUAUUCCUAUUUUCAGAAACUUGAAUGAAUUUCAUGCCCUCAUGUAAACAAGCUCGUUCUCCAACUAACAGUGCAAGUAUGGCAAACUUCAUUUGAGCCUUUCUUUUGCACGUUCAACCCAUAUUUUGUACUUGUAUCCCAUUGACAUAUCAUUACGUUAGCAAGUCAACAGGGAAUUACUGAUUUUUUGUUUUGUUUUCAAGAACUUAAUUAAAUUUUCUUUUUUCUACUA
Messenger RNA from Bemisia tabaci, 2455 nucleotides. The record is from RefSeq and is a predicted model, not a curated record. NCBI's taxonomy places the organism in Eukaryota, Metazoa, Arthropoda, Insecta, Hemiptera, Aleyrodidae.